Molecule: messenger RNA, 3109 nt
Organism: Carcharodon carcharias (great white shark)
Lineage: Eukaryota; Metazoa; Chordata; Chondrichthyes; Lamniformes; Lamnidae
Gene: ptcd2
Product: pentatricopeptide repeat domain 2
Exons: 10
Coding region: 30-1169 (379 amino acids)
Biological process (GO): mitochondrion organization; regulation of mRNA processing; multicellular organism development
Cellular component (GO): mitochondrion
Molecular function (GO): protein binding; RNA binding
Source: RefSeq, a predicted model, not a curated record
CCGGCGAGCAGUGGUAACGUCCGGGUGGAAUGGCGGUGCUUGUGACGCGAGGACUGAGUGUUCUAUUUCAGAAUGUCAGAGGCUGCACGUUCCUUCAUCAGAAUAAAGCCCGCGACUGCUGGCGCUGCGUGAAACGAUAUUUACUAUCGGACCAUGUGAUUCGUUUGCUGGAGUUUCAACAGAAGAAGGUUGCAAUUGCGAACCAAAUGUAUAUUAGUAGAGAUCAAUAUUUCAACAACAUUGAAGGGAAAUUAAAGAAGAAUGAGCUAAUCCUCAAGGAUGAUUUGAAAGUAUUGUUACAUUUAUGCCAAACACCAUCAGAUGUUGAAGUAGCAAAGGAUAUAAUUUACAGAUACCAUGCUGAGAACAGAAAUAUGGCAUUUGGGGAAUUUAAGUUCGGCCCUCUAUUUAUGAGACUGUGUUAUGAGCUUGGUUUAGAAGAAACUGCAGAAAAGGUGGUGAAAGACCAGAUUCUGAAGGGUUUCUUCUCUGAUUCAACUUCAUUCAACAUUGUAAUGGAUAUGCUAUUUAUGAAGGGAAGCUAUGAGCGUGCUUUGGGAGUCCUUCUCGAAAUGAAAAAUCAAGGAAUAAAAUUUAGUAAAGACACUUACACACUGGCAUUUGCUGUCUGCUAUAAAAUGAAUACAGGUGAGGCAUACAGGAUUUGCAGCAUGCUGCUGGAAGAAUCAUUGACAAGAGGAGACUUCAUUCCCCGGCAUGCAUUCUGCUUUGCAGUAGCACUUGCAAUCAAGCAGAAUGAUGUUGUAAAAGCUCGGUCAAUUUACUCAUACAUUAUGCACACAGACAGCAAAAUUUGUCUUAAUCUUCAUCUCCUUUUAUUAGCUCUGUCAGGAGCGCAACAAAAUCUGCUCUCCGUUUUGGAAAAAGCAAUUGUAAACAACGUCCCAGAAUUUGUGAAGAAGGUGGAUUUUUCACAAGAAGUGCUGGCUAUAGUACGCAAAACCUUCGAGAACGACCUGGGGUUUCAAAGAUGUUUUGAGGAUGUGUGUGAAACGCUGAAAAGGUCUGGACAAAUCACAGCACUGAGUCUCGACGACAUGCUUUGCUACACACCAAGUGGAAAGAAGCCCCUUAACCGUUUGCUAAAUACAAGGAAAGUUAGCCGACGGACCUUCAAACCUCUACGGUCAGCCUUACUUUCUGAGUAACUGAACUGGCCUAUGCAUUAUUGGAUAAUGUAAAACAGCUGCAUCUGGACAUCAUUCACAAAUUAUUGGUAUCCAUCCAGUCUUCUCAAAGAGCACCUUUUUUAAGAUCUGGUUUUGUUGUUUCUAACAGACCUAAAGAACACACAAAGAUACAAAGCAAUUCUUGAAAAAAGGAAUUGAAAGGGGAUAAGUGUAUUUUGAAGAAUGUAGUUGUUACUGUAGUUUUGAAAGGCCCAAGACCAAAGCUGUGCAUUUGCCAUAGAUAAGAAAAACCAUGUUGCAAUUUGGAUGCUAUCUUUUCUUUCACGUCUUUAGAGGGUAGAGAAGGAAAAAGCGCUCCUGACUCAAUUAUUCUGUUGUACAUUCAGAGACCCCUCAAAUAAUUUAGAAUAGCUCCAUCACACUUAAACAUCAAAUGAAAAGCUAUUUCAUUCAUCACACUUUUUGGUUCAUUUUAAAUCAGAAUCCAUACAUUUGUACAUUGGCCUAAAAGCACAAAGGAAAUCUUUAGCAAAACAUUCAUUGAUCACUGCCUGGACCAGUACACUAUUUUAAAGCUAUAAAACCUGUUGAUAUAGUUGUCUUUCUGAUAGCAUUAACAAAACUGAGCAUCUUUUAUCUGGAUAUUCAGCACUUGUAAACUGGAAAAAAGAAAGCAAUAGUUACUUUUAGAAGUGAUUGGUAUCCUUCCAUUUCCAAGAGAUGAUGGGAACGCAGAUUUAGAAUUUUGGUGCGGUCAGAUGAGGUCAUCUGCAAUACUUCUUCUGAUGGCUGAACAAGCCGAUUCUGAAAAGGCAAAGCCUGCCAAAAGUGCCGCACAUGAAACUGUCCCUUGCCAGUGGUGCGGAUGAUCUCUGCUGGUGCAUGUUUGCAGGGCUGUUGUCUGUUUUGGAGCUUCAGAGACCACAUAUCGUGAUGGUGAAUUCCUGCACACAGCUAGCGUCGCCAUUUGCUUCAACUGUCAGCAAGUUUCCCACUUGUUGUGAUUGAUAUUGAGGGCUUUUUUGCCUCUGGACAGCAUCCUAGAAUCUGCAUUUGGGUGCCCUGCUGGUCUCUUGGCAUGGGCGACCUCCCCACAUAGCAUAUUGGGGAUGCAGGCAUCAUCUAUCCUGUGCACAUGCCCAGGCCAGCAAAGUGCAACUUUUUUUCCCACAUUUCUUCAGUUUGGAAUUCCAAACUUGCUCCAAACUUGUUUUGCCAGCUUGAUGUGGUGUAUUUUUAUACAUUCUUAAAUCUGAGAAACAUGCCUUGUGUUCCAGCCAACAUUUUGCUAAGAUUAAGCAGACAGAGAAAAAUAUUCCACAUUUUACCUUGAAUAGAGACUUAUUAUCUUGUAGCAAGUUGUGGUAUCUUGUCAAAUUUCAUCUUACUACAUACAUGUUCAGUUCCUUCUUGCCAGCAGUUUCAUUGGAUACUUUAAAAGGUCCUUUACCAAAUUAUGUGGUUAACAUAACAAGUCAUAAAGUAACUUUUUCUACAGUAUUUGUAAAUAGUUUGCAAUACAAUAUUACAGUAUUCUCUGCACAUGCAGUUAUGAUUUGUGUUUUGAAGGGCAUGUUAUUGUUCAUCACAAUAUGAAGUGGCCCUAUGUAGAAUGCACACUGUAUAUUCUUAAAGGAAUCUGGACUUGAAAAUCUGAAAACGCACAUUGACUAACUUAUUAUUUUAUAUUUUCAAAUUUGAAAAGCAUUUUCUUUUUUUCCAUGAUCCUUCAAACAGUCCACUCAGAACAUGAUGAAUUAUGUAUCUGUAAACAUUCUAUAUUUGAACACUAAGCUGCUCCCUUUACCAUAAUUAUUUUAUUUUAAAACAUUGUUCAGUGGGUUUACUAAGGGGCUCUCUAAUCAGACUUCUGAACUGCAAAGUGUAUUUUCUUAUAUUUCUGUGUCCAUUAUCACUGACCUCUGGAUUUAAUCAAUGAAAGGUAAACUACUAAGUGA